AUGGCUAGUAUCAUUCGAGAAAUCUUUGGUCCUGCUGCCAGAGUGACGAUACACCUUGAUGGGUCUCGCUGCGUUGAAAAAGCCCGCGCUUAUGAAGACCGAUAUGCUAAGCGUGUAAAAGCUGACGAAAAGCUCGAUACACUCAUAACCAACAUGGAAGCCAAGUCCAAAGAAUCUGCCCUUGUCAGAGUGAGGCCGAUGUAUGUAUUGCCAAGUCCUGUGGUAAUAACGGUAUCGCUGUAUCUGGGGACUCUAAUCUUCUCAUCUAUUGUAAAAUUUAAAGAGUUCUUCGUCCAACGCCGCCAUCACAAGUAUGCGCUGUAUGAGAAAGAUGAGGUCCUGCAUGCCCUCAAGUUUAGACACGAUGCACAACUCCUGGUCUAUGGCACUGUCCGUAAUCGUGGCACACAAGAUUUUUCUGAAGACCAAUUUAACAAAUCAUUCGAUGCCUUCGCCGGUGGUGGAGGUGAUGAUGGCACCACCAAAAGAAAGUUCUCAGAUGACGGAGAAGGAGUGGAGGGAUCAAGGCCACCAAAAGAACCUAUGUUGAGCUCAGGAGAAGGAGAGACAUCAAGCGAGCAGCAACAAUAG
Lobosporangium transversale is the source of this 591-nucleotide messenger RNA. RefSeq lists its product as hypothetical. The record is from RefSeq and is a predicted model, not a curated record. NCBI's taxonomy places the organism in Eukaryota, Fungi, Mortierellomycota, Mortierellomycetes, Mortierellales, Mortierellaceae. The transcript is spliced from 3 exons. The coding region runs from base 1 to 591 and encodes 196 amino acids.